Messenger RNA from Closterium sp. Naga37s-1, 3989 nucleotides. The record is from the annotation of a GenBank genome assembly. NCBI's taxonomy places the organism in Eukaryota, Viridiplantae, Streptophyta, Zygnematophyceae, Desmidiales, Closteriaceae.
AUGGCCAACGCGGCGUCAGUAGACGCCAUGACGCCAUUCCCGCUGUCCUCCGCACCUGCCGUUUUCGCUUACGAUGCCCGCGCGGCUGCGACUGCUCCCACUUCCGCCUUCAACUCCCCCGUCGACCUGCCUCAGCCGCAGCGGCAGCAGCAGCCCCCGCCACAGCAGCCAGCCUUGGGGCAUCAACCGCAUGUCGCCACGCUCAUUGCGGCUUCCCCCACAACCAAUCCCGCUUCCGCCGCCUCCCCCGUUUCGAACAUCUCCGCCGACCCGCCGCAGCACCCGCAUCAGUCGCAGAAUCCGCAUCAGCCGCAGCCGCAGCAACCUCUUUCGCGCCUCCAGGCGCACGCCAUGCUCAUCGCCGCCGCCACAGGCCGCGUCGCGCUGCCCAAUCUUUCCGCCGCUCGUCCCCCCGCGACUCACAGCGAGAAUGUUAGCGACGAUAAUCGCGUCGAAAACGGCUACCUGACGAUUAGCAACGGCAAGACUGAUAUACGCGAUACUCCGUCGCAUGCACUCCCUCUGCCCGCGUCCGCCGCCCCAUCCGCUUCCCAUUUACCCGCGGCUCUGGCGGCGCUUCUGGGCAUGACACGUGGCACGGAUCCGCUACAGUUCAUGGGAAUCGAACGGCGGCGGAACGACCUGCUGCGAGCUGCGGCAUCGGCGCGCAGCGCCUGCGGCGUCCCGUCGGUCAACUGCCCGUCGCAAAGCAAUAUCGUCUCGCAGAUCUCCUCCCAUCCGUCCGAUUCGCUCUCAUCUCAUCCGUUCGAGUCGCUCCCCGCUGCGCCGUCAUCCGCGGCGCUUCCGUGUCUGCCGCGGCCCGCUUUCGGAGGGUCGCAGCGCCCCGUCUCUCCGCCAUUCUCCGCGGCCGCUUCCGCUCCCGCCGGCUCCGGGGAAGGCAGAACAGCAACAGCAACAGCAACAGCGGCACCCACAACGGAGAAAGGGGAAGGGGAGGGGGGAGGGGAAGCAGCGGGAAGUCACGAGGGGAAACGGGGAGCGGGAGCGGCGUGGGUUGCGCAGACUCCGCGCGAGGAGGAUAUCAACGAGUGGCUGGCUAAGGUGCUGGGGCCGGGGGGCUUGCAGGCACGCGGGGGGGGGAUGCAGCGGCGGGAGCAAGCAGACAUGGGGACGGUGCGCGGGCAGGAGGCGCAGCAGAACGCCUCGGCGGCUGGAAGCGCCGGACGGUUGGGCCAGGGGGAAGGGCGCGCAAGGGAGGGGGUCCGGGUCCGGGUGGAGCAAGGUGGGGAAGGUGGCGGAGGUGGAAGCGGGUGGGGUGGAGGGUUGCUUUCAGGGAGCGUUCAGCUUUUGGCUGCGAGUCAGGGGUUACAUGCGAGUUUGGGGUUGAAUUCGGGACAGGAUACAGCAUUCGACGAGGCUGCUACUUUGGCUGCUGCGGUUCGUUCCAGCCACGCAGCAAACGGUUCCAGGAGAAUGCCGAUUGGUCAAGGAGGCUUGACGUUUGGAUCGUUGGGUGCGGCAGAGGUCGGGUUGGGUGCAGCAGGGUUAGGUGCGGUUGGGAACAAUGUGAUGAUGGGAGGACGGGAUGCGAUGGCAGCAGCAGCAGCAGCAGCAGCAGCAGCGGUGCAGGGGGUGUAUCAGCAGGCGCUGUUGGAUCGAUUCAGGCAGGGGCAGCAGGCGAGUAGCUUGCGCUCUGCCAUGGCCACUCUUGCUGCCGCUGCUGGUGGUGCUGGUGGGGCUGCUGCUGCUGCUGCUGCUGCUGCUGCUGCUGCUGCUGCUGCUGCUGCUGCUGCUGCUGCUGCUGCUGCUACUCUUCCCGCUUGUGUUGUCAGUGGCGGUGGCAGUGGCAGUGCAAGCUCCAGUGCCGCUGCUCAUGCUUGUGCUGGCAACGGUGCUGUCAAUGCUGCUGCCAGCAGUGCUGCCAGUGCACACGUUCUACAACAGCACGAUGGCAUGCAGUUAAAGCGGCAAUUAUCAGCAGCAGGAGCAGCCUUUGCUCUUCAUGCUUCCGCACUGCCUCUCCCUGAACGUGCUGCUGCUGAUGCGUCUGGGUGUGAGAGCGCUCCUCUGAGGGAUGGUGUGUCCGGGUGUCCCGGUGUGUCACUAGAGGACCUCACGACCGAGGUCGAAGAGCUCAAACGCGACGCCGCCAGCAAGAAUUUCUCGCCUUCCUCCGACGCAGCCUCCGCCUACUCAACCUCCGCGGCCCCCGCCUCUGUGCUGACCUUCUGCAACAUCUGCUACUCCGUCUCCGUCAAGCAGCGCAAGGGGGAGACUUCCGCGGCUGCCGGCCCGCAGUUCGCGCGGCAAGACAGCACGCUCGCGAAUUUCGCUGGAUUGCCGCCUCAGCCGGGCAUUCAAGAGCCGCCGGUUUCUGCGGCCGCGGCGCAAGCGGAUGGCGGUGCAACUGGAGGCGGCGGGAUCGCCGACAAAUUCCGGCGAAAGCGCGUUCGGCGGCAGAUUCUGACCGGCGUGAACGGCGAGGCGCGGUCGGGGGAGGUAACGGCGAUCAUGGGCGCAAGCGGAGGCGGAAAGACGACGCUGCUGAACAUCCUGGCGCAGCGGAUCUCGUCUGGGCGGCGGAGGGGGACGGUGGAGCUGGACGGUGCGGAGGUGAGCGCGGGGAUGAUGCGGCGCGUCUCCGCGUACGUGAUGCAGGACGACGUGCUGUUUCCGUCGCUCACGGUGCGCGAGACUCUCAUGUACGCCGCAGAGCUGCGCCUGGAGCCGCGAUUCACGCGACGCGAGAAGGAGGAGAAGGUCGCGCGGCUCAUCGACAUGCUCGGGCUCGCGAAAGUGGAGAACUCGCCUAUUGGGGGGGAGACAAAAAGAGGCGUUUCUGGCGGUGAGCGAAAGCGAGUGGCGAUCGGGGUGGAGAUGGUGAGCGACCCGAAGAUUCUGUUUCUCGACGAGCCAACUUCGGGGCUCGAUUCGACCAGUGCUUACCGCGUCGUACGCGCUAUGAAGUCCGUCGCGAUUCAAACUUCGAGCAUCUGCAUGAUGGUCAUCCACCAGCCAUCGUAUCGCGUACUGUGCGUCAUCGACAAACUACUCCUCCUAGGCGUCGGCCAGACGGCCUAUCUAGGCCCACCUUCCGGCCUCCCGCAUUUCCUCGCCUCGCUGGGAAGCCCGGUCCCUGAGGGCUCGAACAGCACAGAGCAUGGCUUGGAUGUCAUGGCCGUGUUGCAAGCCCAGGGUGUUACCGACAUCCAGGCCUACGCCCAAGCCUGCCGGGAAGGCGUGGCCGACCCAGUGGCGGCGGCUCGGAAACCGUUGGAGGUUCCACGUGAUACGGUUGAUCCAAAGUCUUCCAAGGGAAUGUCUGCCUGGGGUGGACGGGUGGGGAAUGAGGAAGAGCCGAAGGGCAGGGAAUUUGCAAACGGAUGGUUUCGGGAGCUGUGGGUGCUGACGAGGAGGGCCACAACGAACAUCAUGCGCACUCCUGCACUGUACCUGCUGAGGCUCGCGCUCAUCCUUAUCGCGGGUCUGCUUCUAGCGAUCCUGUUCUGGAGGCCAGCCGAAACGCCCGAGGGACUUAUCAUUCGGCUGUCCUUCCUGUCAUGCGCUUGCUGCAUUGUCUUCUUCACCUCCUGCGAUGCCGUCCCGAUAUUUAUAGAGGAAUCUGCAAUUUUCGUGAGGGAGUCGGCCAAUAACGCGUACAGGCCAUCAACUUACCUCGUGUCAUCAACCCUAGUCUACCUGCCACUGCACUUCCUCAUGGCCUUGCUUCUCACCGCCGUCUCCUGGUGGAGCAUCAGCCUUGCGGGCGGCGCCGAGGGGUUCUUGUUCAUGGUGGUGGCGUUUUUUGUCAUGUUCUUCGCAGCCAAUGCCAUCGCGACAUGUGUCAGCAUAUGUGUCAAAGAUGUCGUCCUGGCAUAUGCAACCGCCAUUGCAAUAAUGUCCUACUUCUACCUCGUUAGUGGCUAUUACGUUACAAGGAAGCAAAUGUCCAUGGCGCUUAUAUGGCUACACUACAUCUCACCCUUCAAAUACGCUUACGAAGCUCUCGCUAUCAAUCAAUUUGACAG